This is a messenger RNA of Triticum turgidum subsp. durum (durum wheat), 432 nucleotides long. The record is from the annotation of a GenBank genome assembly. Lineage: Eukaryota; Viridiplantae; Streptophyta; Magnoliopsida; Poales; Poaceae.
AUGUUAUCACACCAGUUAUCGGCACCAACAUUCGACUCGAUGGGUGAGGCGUAUGACUUCUACAAUUUGUACUCGUGGGAGAAGGGAUUUGGCAUUCGUUACAGGAAGAGCAGGCUAAAUGUGGAGAGGACCAAAAGCAUGCAGGAAAUAGUUUGUGGUUGCUCGGGCAAAGCUGGUGUGGGGAACACCAGGUCUUGUCAUUGCGAGUGCCCCGCUCUAAUAAGGUUGCUACGAGUGGAGGAAAACGGAUGGUACAUUGCAGAGCAUAGAGAUAGUCACAACCACUCGUUGUUGCCUAAUUUUGGUGAGACAAUCCAUUGGCCCUCACACAAGCACAUAGAUGUGUACACCAGGAAUCUAGUGAAACAGUUAAGGCAGAACAAUGUGAACUUAGCAAAGGUGUACAACAUCAUUGGAGGCUUCAUUGGAUAA